Molecule: messenger RNA, 747 nt
Organism: Exaiptasia diaphana
Lineage: Eukaryota; Metazoa; Cnidaria; Anthozoa; Actiniaria; Aiptasiidae
Product: histone H2B, gonadal
Exons: 1
Coding region: 29-403 (124 amino acids)
Cellular component (GO): nucleosome
Molecular function (GO): DNA binding; protein heterodimerization activity; structural constituent of chromatin
Source: RefSeq, a predicted model, not a curated record
AGUUUKUGUGAAGUAAAYCUAAAGAAAAAUGCCUCCAAAACCCGCUGGAGUUGGAAAGAAAGGCGAAAAGAAAGCUGGMAAGAAAGCCGCUUUGGGAGACAAGAAGAAGAGGUCUCGAAGACGAAAGGAAACUUACUCGAUUUAUAUCUACAAAGUCAUGAAACAAGUCCAUCCCGACACUGGUAUCUCUAGCAAAGCUAUGUCCAUCAUGAACUCUUUCGUUCAGGAUGUCUUCGAGCGCAUCGCUGGCGAAGCAUCGCGCCUCGCUCACUACAACAAGAAAUCGACGAUUACUUCACGCGAAAUCCAGACAGCCGUUCGUCUCCUUCUUCCUGGUGAAUUGGCCAAGCACGCUGUAAGCGAAGGCACCAAAGCCGUAACCAAAUACACCAGCAGCAAGUAAAUCAACCAAGAAAAACUUAUAACAACAGCUCCUUUAGGAGCUACCACAUAUGUGAAAGAAAUGAUCUAAUGCAAAAGGAACAUGUCUGAACAUUUUCGCCAAUCUAGUAUUGGCAAUCGACUUGUAAAUAGCGUUCUUUCCGACCUAUAAAAAAGCCCUCGAUCUCUUAGUUUAUUUUAACAAUAGUUUUGUCGCAUUUUACAAUAAUUGACAAGGACAAGAAGAAUUUUCACUUGUGUUUAUGUUAAGAUAAUUGACUAUAGUGAUAAAUAACACGAGAAACAUGUCUGUUACACCGAGAUGUGAUAAUCGAAAGUCAAAAAUAAAUUGGAAAUGUAAUGUUA